Molecule: messenger RNA, 978 nt
Organism: Olea europaea var. sylvestris
Lineage: Eukaryota; Viridiplantae; Streptophyta; Magnoliopsida; Lamiales; Oleaceae
Product: probable xyloglucan glycosyltransferase 8
Exons: 2
Coding region: 10-690 (226 amino acids)
Cellular component (GO): Golgi apparatus
Molecular function (GO): glycosyltransferase activity
Source: RefSeq, a predicted model, not a curated record
UCCGGUCCCAUGCAGCUUUUCCGGUUGUGCCUGCCUUCUGUCAUAACUUCCAAGAUAUCAAUAUGGAAGAAAGCAAACUUAAUAUUUCUCUUCUUUUUGUUGAGAAAACUGAUCCUUCCUUUCUACUCUUUCACAUUAUUUUGCAUAAUUCUUCCUUUAACCAUGUUUAUACCUGAAGCCGAGCUUCCUAUGUGGGUUAUAUGCUACGUGCCAAUUAUUAUGACAUUACUUAACAUUCUCCCAGCGCCAAAAGCCAUUCCGUUCAUCGCCCCCUACCUCCUUUUCGAAAACACCAUGUCUGUAACCAAAUUCAAUGCAAUGGUAUCGGGACUCUUCCAAUUGGGCAGUUCGUAUGAGUGGAUUGUGACGAAAAAAGCAGGCAGGUCUUCGGAAUCCGACUUACUGGCUGUUGUUGACAAGGAUAUGAAAGCAUUGAUUCAACCACAGAUCAUCCGAGGUGCUUCUGAAAGUGAUCUUUCUGAGUUGAAUCUGUUGAAAGAACAAAAGCCUCGGCCAGUCAAGAAAACUAACAAGAUAUACAGGAAAGAGCUAGCCCUUGCUUUCCUAUUGCUUACAGCUUCAGUCAGAAGCCUUUUAUCUGCUCAAGGACUCCAUUUCUACUUUCUGCUUUUCCAAGGAGUGACCUUCCUUCUUGUUGGCCUUGACUUGAUUGGAGAGCAAAUCAGUUAACAAGAAGAGACAAUGACAGCAAGCGAAUGGCCAAAGAGUCACCAUUGAACAUAGCUUGUACACUUCACCACAGUCAACCAAUCUUUUCGAGUGCAUAUCGGCCAAGUCAAUAAAGGUUCGCGACAUCAUGCAAGUCAUUUUAUAUAUUUAUCGUUCUCUUUUUCCUUUUUAUCUACGUUAGAUAGGACAACGGUCACAGUAGUUCUCCACAUGUAGUUAUUAUGGUUAAACUUUUAGCAUAGGUCGAAGAAAAAUCAUUUUUUUCCCAUAUAUUCUCAAUGUUGCACC